ACGCCGCAAAUAGUUCUCUGCAGAAGCUGGCGAUCGAUGGUAGAGUAAAAAGCAGUAUGACCUGCUAGUCGUCACAAACUGGAGGAAAGUCUUUCUUGAGUGCAGGUCAACGGCAAGGAGUCGCAGCUGACUGUUCGGAACGAUACUAGCCGGAUAUGCGUGAGAACAGCCAAGAGAAAGACGGCCAGUACUCAGGCCAUGGCUCUGGAUUCUCUUUAGUUUUCACUCAGCUCACAGCGACACCGUUGAAGACCAGGGCGAAAGUCUCACAAAUACAUACCGGCGCCCUAACGGUACGUUCUAGAUUAGUGUCUUCGUAGCAUUUUCUCCGUGCAGAUGUGUGCACCCUGCCACUCGUGUGUUACUGAAGUGGUCUGCUAUCACUAUCAGUUCGACAGUCGUCCGCCUUAGCGGAAAGCCGAAAGGGCAGAGGUAGCCGAAUCUUGUCGGUGUUCCCGAACCAGUUCUAAAUCCUGUUCGUUGCACCCGUGCUUGUAAUUGUAUCAUCUGCCGCCAUCUGCCUGUUUCAGUUUUUAGCCGCUUGCACCGGUCUGUGGCGAAUACGGAUAGCGGAAGCAGGUGAAUCGUGUUCUCAAGACUUGCUACUUGCUAGCAAGCCUUGUUCCGGGUGGUAUGAGCCGGCAACGGGAGGACUCUGGGCACAAGAUGUACGGAGGACCGGGCGGCUGCAGUGUGCGCUCAGUUCUUCUAGUCAGCCUGAUGGCAGCGAACUGCGCUGUUGGUGUGGAUAUACGGCUGGCACAAACAUUCGUGUCUCGCUAUCUACCUGGUGUUAGCGACAGAGAGAUUUACCUCCUGGAAAACGGAUCACGCACGGCGGAAUCGACUCGCCCCAACGGAAUACUGGACUUCUUGCCCGGACACGACACCAUCAAACUGGAAUGGAACAGAGGCGGAAUGGAAAGUGUGCGUUACAAACUUGCAGUUCAAGUCAAGAAUAGCAGUAUAGUGUCGGAAGCCAUGCCAAGCAUUGCACCCUAUGGAUGUCUUGUUGACUCCAACUUCACUGCUCUUGACGUAAACCUGGCCUGCGCCACCAACAUUGCUGGUUUCACCGACAUUCGGCUGCUGAUCAGCUUCAAUGUUGUUACUCUGAACAGAACCGUUCCUCCAGAUCCGUUCAUCUGCUACAAGACGUGGAACUCUGCCAUGAUGCUUGCCAGCAGGAGCAUCCAGAUUGACCUGGUCUUUGUCAAGCAAUGCUCCGGGUCCACUGCUCCCAAGAACAAGGAUAGGAAGAAGACUGGCACGGCCGUGAACAUACCCACGGUGGCCACCAUUGUCUUCACAGUGGUGGGUGUGUUCAUUCUAGGGUUUCUGUUUACCGUCUCCUUCUACUGCGUGCAGAUAAGCAAAAAGAUUCCAGCAAGCAAUACAUCUGAGCCGAGCACCCAGGUGGCGGGUGAAGUUGGAAAUGUAGCAUAUCCGGAUGAGAACCCUCCCGGUGAGUCCGAUGAUGACACAUGGAGUGCGUCCAGCCUUUUCAGCUGCCCAGUGCCAGUGGAUCGACAAUCUCCGCGCCUUGCCACAACGUCACCUCUUCCCAAACUCGCGCGGCAUGUUUCUGAUCGGAACGCACGCAGCAUACCGUCAACGCUUCGUACACUCACUCGUACGCCUCCAGAACCUCUACAACCUCCUGCUUCGGGUCUGAGUAUGCGCCGCAUGCAGUCAACGCUUCAUGCUCCAUCACGGCCUGCUUUCGGUCUGAAUGCUUCCCACACGCCGUCACCGCCAGGCGCCCAUCUGGAACCCGGCUUCUACUUGCCAAAGCAUACUGAUACGCAUGCACCUCUGUGUGCUGCCACUAGCGUCGACUGCAGCACACAUUCAAUGCCUGGCAUUGGCUAUGGCCAUGGUCUGAGCGCUAGCCGACUGCUCAGCUCAACGCAGUCCACAGUCACCCAUCCACCGAAUCCGCGGGCAUCGGUCGCUCCCGGCCGAGGUCCUACUGCAAGCAGUGCCGACGUGCAUUUGCGGCCAGUGGAACUUCUGUUGUCGCGUACAACACAUGGCAUUCAGCAUCUGCGGCGCGGCUCAGCGGACCAUUCGAGGGACCAUACGAGGGACACCCAUGUGAGGGACCAUGAGUGGGACACCCAUGUGAGGGACCAUGAGUGGGACCCCCACGUGAGGGGCCAUACGAGGGAUCCCCAUGUGAGGGACCAUUCGAGGUAUCCCCAUGUGAGGGACCAUGAGUGGGACCCCCAUGUGAGAGACCAUACGAGGGACCGACAUGUGAGGUACCAUUCGAGGGACCCCCAUGUGAGGGACCAUGAGUGGAACUCCCAUGUGAGGGACCAUACGAGGGACCCACAUGUGAGGGACCAUGCGAGGGACCGCCUUGUGAGGGACCAUGAGUGGGACUCCCAUGUGAGGGACCAUACGAGGGACCCACAUGUGAGGGACCAUGCGAGGGACCGCCUUGUGAGGGACCCCCAUGAGAGGGACCAUGAGUGUGACUAUGCGACGGCGGGCCAUGCGAGGCGUUCGUCAGCUGCCCCGGCCAUGGGUCGGCACCCACUACCAGCCCCGUUGGAAAAAGUUCAGCACCUCACCUGGAUGGAGAAGUGGAAAGGUAACUUCGACCAGGGCCUGCUGGGCAAUGCACGAGACCUCAUCAAAGGUCGUCGUCUUGGAAACGGAGCAUUUGGUAGCGUCCAUGCUGGCAUCUACCGAAGGCUUGGCAGACCUGAACAGAAUGUCGCAUUCAAGCAACCUCUCCUCACCUUCAGUGGUGACUCAGAGGAUGAAUGUAGACACAAAAAAAACUCCCAGGAAGAGCUCCUGCGCGAGGCGUUCAUCAUGCAAGGCCUUUUUCAUCCCAGGGUUGUGCGACUAGUCGCCGUCAUCAUCGAAGACAGCAUCUCCUUGAUCAUGCCACUGUACAAGAAUGGAGAUCUGCAGACGUUUCUGGAAAAGCUACGAAGAUCGUGUGACAAUCAGACUAUAUCCACGCAUAAGCUGGUGAGGUUCUCCAUCGACAUCGCCGAAGGAAUGGAGUACCUGCAUUCGCAGCGUAUCUUACACCGAGACCUGGCGCCGAGGAAUUGUCUUUUGGAUGCCGAGUACAACGGCGUAAUCAGCGACCUUGGACAUGCGCGUAGGAUGGCGGAUGGUGAAGAUGGCUACCUUGUCAACACACAAGUCAAACUGCCUCUCAGAUCUAUGGCCCCACAGGUUUCAACCACCACACGCUACACGAGGAGUUCUGACGUGUGGUCGUACGGCACCACGGUCUGGUCAAUAUUCACACUAGGCAGGAUGCCUUAUGGGAGUGAUUGCUCCAAUAGGGAGGUACGCCGAAUUCUCCACCAGAGAAGACGCCUCAAAGCACCACUCUCGGCACCGCCUGGAAUCACUUCUAUCCUGGAGGAAUGUUUCCGUGAGAGCCGCUCCAUUACGUUCACGUACCUGCUGGAGCAACUGAGGUUGGUCUUGCCCAACGUGAGCUGCACAGAGCAGUAUGAAGUCCAACUUCCUCCUGGUAACCCUACGGUGGCCAGUCCUGAACACCCAUCGAUGCCGUACAGCCUAAGCCUUUCCGUGGACGGCUCCGAGAAGCCCGCCGGAAGUGAGCCGGCUCGCUCGUCAGGAUCUUCUGAGCGCGACGAGCCGGAUUCUUUCCAGCCAGCCUCGUCAUCAUUGGUUGAAUCUCCACACAGUGUCCAACAUGCCAGACAAGCCAGUCCAGUCCCGCCUGAACAAAUAGACAAACAUCAGCCAGCGUCCUCCACUGAGCCAACGCCAACUGAGCCACAAGACAUUGGCCAGCCAGACACGUUGCCAUGCCGGAACAACGCGUAUGUCAACAUGUCCACAGAGAGCACUCCUUCACUGGACUGCACUGAAACUGCUGCCGGUGUGCAGCGGAUGCAUACCUCACAACACGGCCAUGCUGAGUCACCCAAUAGUAGUGUGCCAGCCAGGGAUGAUUGCCCAGACGAGAGUGCCUCCCGCCAUUAUUCAACUCCAACGGGGCAUAAGACUGGCACUGCUCCACACAACCACCCGGCUGCUGGGCAUCCACAGGCUGCAGAACAUCCCUAUGCGGAAACACCAGCCGGCUCGGGGGAGGAUCCGGUGAGAAAUGAAGAUCCCAACCAUGCGCCAAUACAGAAUAGAAGGAGAAAAAUGCCUAAGUUGCUUAGUCCUCAAAGAAAUCAACCCUGAACCAGAGUUGAGUGAUAGUGUGGAACAAUUGCCCAAGUUCAAGUGAAGUACAGUUGCCCAAGUUAUAGAAUCCUGGUGGUCACCAACCAUGUCUUGGUGCUGAAUGUUUGGGAAGGUCUAUUGCCUGUGCUGCUGACUUCGGCACUCCAGCGGAGAUCUGUCUAAGCAGAGCAUAGCGCUCUCAUUGUCCUUACUCUUAGCAGAUACUUGGCAGUCACUUCGACCGACUUACUAACGGAUAGUGUAUAUAUUUGCCAACCAACUGGUCCCGCAGUGUUUCUGUGUAAAGCGUCUGUGUACUGGAUGAAGACUUGACUCUACAGAACCAUCCUUCUUCGUCCCGUCAUGCUGCUGCUGAACUACGUUCUGUCCAGCAAAGUGACGGCUUGAGAUGCUGCAUUCUUGGCCUGCUGUGUGGAGAGACUGACCGACAGACUGAGGACACACACACCGGAGCAUCUUGAUUUCCUGACUUUGCAAUGCGUUGAGCUGAGAUUGAGUGCUGCCAUAUGCCAUGCUUUGUAUGCGCAUGUUACUGCCAUCGCUUGGCAAAGAAUGUUUCCAGAGUGACGUGCCGACACACAACAACCCGCAUUGUCCCAUUGUACGUGCGUGCUCUGCACAGCUGCUGUAAGAAGACUACCGGUGCCCUUUAUCGCGGUAUAGCGGCAUUGCCAUCAGGCGUCGUGGGAUCCCCCCCCCCCCCCC
Molecule: messenger RNA, 4902 nt
Organism: Sycon ciliatum
Lineage: Eukaryota; Metazoa; Porifera; Calcarea; Leucosolenida; Sycettidae
Exons: 12
Coding region: 634-4194 (1186 amino acids)
Biological process (GO): protein phosphorylation
Cellular component (GO): plasma membrane
Molecular function (GO): non-membrane spanning protein tyrosine kinase activity; ATP binding
Source: RefSeq, a predicted model, not a curated record